AUUAGUGAAGCUAAUUACUUAUUUAUAGAAACAACGAACACUAUAUAAAGAAAUUGAAUUAGCGAAUGAGUAAUAUUCAAAUAAUGAGUACAAUGUUCUUUAAGAGUAUUAUUUUAGUCUAUUUGUGUGUCGGUUUCAGUAAAGGUGUGGUUUACGAUUAUUUUACAGGUAAACCUGUGUCAGAGGAACAAUUGAACACUUAUGAAGAUCUGGGCGUCACUGAUACCUGCACGAUAGACAUCAAACCUUGUGAUGAAAAUGAACGGAGUCGAGUAGACGGGUCUUGUAACAACCUGAACAGUCCAGCUAGAGGGACCUAUUUCUCGCCUCUGGUUAGAGUACUGCCUCCAAUUUAUCAUAAUGGCUAUCUUGCCAGAAAGUCGGUAUCUGGAAAGGAACUACCUUUACCUAGAAAAGUCCGGGUAGAUCUGUUAAAACAAGGGACCUCUAACCAUCCCAUUUUCAACCACAAUGUGCCGGGAUUUUUUGCGUUCCUCGUCAAUGACGUGGGAUCCAUUCAUGACGUUCAAAAUAUGUUGGGGCCUACAAACUAUUGCUGUGUGAAGGAACACAUGAACGAUUAUAAGUGUACUCCGAACUUGAUACCUGAUGAUGACCCGGUGCAUAGGUACUCAGGUAUUAAAUGCAUGAAUAGCACUAGACCACUUACCUAUCAGGACUACAACUGCACAAAAGAACCUAUACCUGCCCCAAUAAAAGAAGCCACCUCCCAAUUUGAUAUCUCACAAAUAUACAACUUGAAAAAUAAAGGAGAUAAGGCUGUAAGAUCCUUUCAUAAAGGACAACUGGCUGUGGAAGAAGAAGAUGGAAAACUGUUUCCUCCAAAUGGACCUCGUUCCUCCUGUCCUAAUAAUGUGGGAAAUGAGACUAGAUGCUUCAAAAACUACAUAAAUGCUUUGAUGUCAAUAUAUUUGUUCACCAUAUGGUUUGUGAGGAAUCACAACUACAUAGCUAGUCGGCUAGCUGAAGUCAAUCCAUGCUGGGACGAUGACAUGCUGUUUGGAGCUGCUAGAGACAUCAACAUUGCUUACUCUCAGCAAUUACAUCUGUAUGAGUGGAUGGUGGCUUUACAAGGUCGUGACAAUCUGAUCAAAGCUGGAAUUAUAACAGAAGAUGGUGGAUUCAGAGAUUUGUAUAACAAAAACAAUUAUCCUCGAGUCACGCUGGAGUAUGAUUUUGUUGCACGCUGGUUCCACCUGUUUCAAGCAUCGACAGCUAAGUUGUACGACAAACACGGAAAGCACAUCAAUGACUUUCCCAUUGCUAAUGUUACAUUCAGAAUGGGUCUGCUAGCCAAGGAUAACAAUAUGGAAUACUUUUCUCAGAGCAUGUUCAGAGCUCCUUGCAGCAACGCCGAUGGCAGUAUAGAGGCUGAUCUCGCCAAUCGCGGAGCACCAGGUGUUCAAAUCAGCCUUGAUGUUACAGCUGGUGACGUGAACAAGGGUCGCAACUUAGGAAUACGUCCUUAUGUUGAUUAUGCUAAGCAUUUCUUAGGGCUCAACAUUACUAGCUUUGAAGAUCUGGCUGAGCUCAUACCGAACGAUAAACUUCUAAUAUUACAAGAUUUGUAUGAAGAUGUUAGAGAUAUAGAUUUGAUAGCUGGUCUGUGGGUGACAAAGAAGAUGGAAGGAGGGCACAUACCUCUUCUUCUUGCUAAAUUCUUGAAUGAUAAUAUACUAAGGUCUAUUAAGAGUGAUCGACAUUGGUAUGAAAGACCUAAUAGACCGUAUGCGUUUAAUGAGGCUCAAUUGGCGGAGAUAAGAAAAGUAACUUUGGCAUCAUUAAUGUGUACUGUCGGUGAUGGUGUCAUUGAAGUACCGAAACAGGCUUUUCUCAAUAUUUCUCCAGAAAACCCAUUGGUGAGUUGCAGUGAAAUACCGAAUAUCAACUACAGUGCUUGGAAGGAUCCAUCUUGUAACAGCUACAACAAGGCAUGUCAAUAUUAAAGUGUUUAUUUGAUCAGAUGUAUAACACAAUGUUUCUGUAUGUAGUAAAACA
Messenger RNA from Helicoverpa zea (corn earworm), 2019 nucleotides. RefSeq names its product chorion peroxidase-like. Gene Ontology annotation, molecular function: peroxidase activity; heme binding. The coding region runs from base 66 to 1967 and encodes 633 amino acids. The transcript is spliced from 12 exons. Gene Ontology annotation, biological process: response to oxidative stress. Lineage: Eukaryota; Metazoa; Arthropoda; Insecta; Lepidoptera; Noctuidae. The record is from RefSeq and is a predicted model, not a curated record.